UGUUUGGCAACACUGAUUUCAAUAAUGGCGAUAGUUGCCCGAGGUCUGUUGUCAAAAAUUGUAUAAAUAUAUUGUUUGCGAAACUAUGAUGAAAUUUCCAACUGUUUUCUACAAGUUAAUACUAUCAUAUGUUUUUCGGUGCAACUGUGAUCAAAGUAUUGGUAAUCCUAAUGAUUGGUGAGUGACUUGAAUAAAAUAAAAUGGCUUGUUGCCCUGAGCUGUUACCAGAGCAGGGAUAUCAUCAACUUAAUGUGACUAUCGAGUGUGCUCAUUUACGCAACAGCGGUAUUCUGAAGCCUAGUCCGUAUGUGGAAUUAACUAUAGAUGGGAACAAUCCGGUGCGUACGGACAUCGUGAAGAAUACGUCGCAGCCGAAAUGGAACGAGACGUUCACAAUUCUCAUAAUGGCCAGGUCCAAGCUGCAUUUCACAGUCUUGGAUCACAACAACUUCCGCAAGGAUACGACCAUUGGCGAGAAACAACUUGAUUUGUUCCAACUGCUUAUGCACUAUAAUGGCAAAAUCGAGAAUUUGGAAUUGACCAUUGAUUUGAUGAACGAGAAGCAGAGCGAGACAGGAACCAAGAGCGGCGAAUUGAUCUGCAUGUUAGAUGGUUUAUUUGUAGAAACUGGACGAAACGGAAACAAUAUGCCGUUGUCCCAAGCCAAUAAUGAUAGCGGCCAGCAGAGGAGCGUUUUUAAUGGUGUUAGGGCUAAGAUCAGAACCCAAGGUACUGAGAAUGCUGUGCCCCCGGUGGUUCCGCCAAGGCAAGCUAUAGAAAGAAGCAUUUCACUAUCCAGCAGCAAUAGUGCUAAUAAUAUUCCACCAAUAUGCGGACCUCCCUUGGGAGCUCCCUCGUUACCGAUGGCAAAUGGAACGGCGAAUCCACAGGUAGAACCGGCUCAAACAAAUGGGGUGUCUCCAUCAACUGAGGAAGCCUUGCCGGCUGGUUGGGAAAUGCGUUUCGAUACAUAUGGAAGACGUUAUUAUGUAGACCAUAACACAAGAUCAACAUCAUGGGAGAGGCCGCAACCUCUUCCUGUUGGAUGGGAGAUGCGUCGAGACAAUCGCGGUAGAAUCUACUACGUCGAUCACAAUACUAGAACUACCACUUGGCAAAGACCUAACACAGAAAGAUUGCAGCACUAUCAACAAUGGCAAGGACAGAGGCAGCAUAUUGUGCAGCAAGGCAAUCAACGAUUCCUAUACCAACCACAACAACCGGCCAUAGCGGGAACCAGUGCUGCAGCUCCAGAAGAAGACGAUAGUUUGGGAACUUUACCUUCAGGUUGGGAAAAAAGGGUUCAACCGGAAGGUCGCGUUUAUUUUGUUAAUCAUAAGAACCGAACAACACAAUGGGAAGACCCGCGCACCCAAGGACAAGAAAUGAAUAGUGAUGUUGAUGACGGCGCUCUUCCUCCUGGUUGGGAAAUACGUUACACUGAAGAUAAUAAGCGAUAUUUUGUUGACCAUAAUACAAAAACUACUACUUUUGAAGAUCCCAGACCGGGAGCCCCGAAGGGUCCAAAAGGUGUUUACGGUGUACCGCGUAACUAUGAACGUUCAUUCAGAUGGAAAAUCGGCCAGUUUAGAUACUUGUGUCAAAGCAAUUCUUUGCCAAGUCACAUCAAAAUAACUGUGACCAGACAGACAUUGUUCGAAGACUCGUAUCACACUAUAAUGCGUUUGCCUGCUUACGAACUUCGAAGGCGGCUUUAUAUCAUUUUCAAAGGCGAAGAAGGUCUCGAUUAUGGCGGUGUAUCACGCGAAUGGUUUUUCCUGCUAUCUCACGAAGUGCUCAAUCCAAUGUACUGCUUAUUUGAGUACGCGAACAAAAACAAUUACAGCCUUCAGAUUAAUCCAGCUUCGUACGUUAAUCCGGAUCAUUUAAUGUAUUUCAAAUUUAUAGGCAGAUUUAUUGCUAUGGCACUAUAUCACGGCAGAUUUAUAUAUUCUGGAUUUACAAUGCCUUUCUACAAGAGAAUGUUGAAUAAGAAAUUGGUUAUGAAGGACAUAGAAAGCAUUGAUCCAGAGUUUUACAAUUCACUUGUUUGGAUCAAAGAUAAUAACAUUGAUGAAUGCGUGCUAGAGUUAUAUUAUAGUGUUGAUUUUGAAGUGCUUGGACAAGUGGUGCACCAUGAAUUAAAGAAAAGUGGUGAUAAGGAGAGAGUUACUGAAGAAAAUAAAGAAGAGUACAUUACUCUUAUGACAGAAUGGAGAAUGACCAGAGGCAUUGAACAGCAGACUAAAGCAUUUUUGGAGGGCUUCAAUGAAGUAGUCCCACUUGAAUGGUUAAAGUAUUUCGAUGAAAGAGAGCUGGAGUUGUUGCUAUGUGGAAUGCAAGAAAUUGACGUUGAAGAUUGGCAAAGACAUACUAUAUACAGGCAUUACACAAGAAAUAGUAAACAAGUGGUUUGGUUUUGGCAGUUUGUCAAACAAGCAGACAAUGAGAAGAGAACGCGUCUCUUGCAGUUUGUAACGGGAACGUGCAGAGUUCCGGUGGGCGGUUUUGGCGAGUUGAUGGGUUCGAAUGGUCCUCAACGUUUCUGCAUUGAAAAAGUAGGAAAAGACACAUGGUUGCCGCGAUCGCACACUUGUUUCAAUCGACUCGACUUACCACCAUACAAAAGUUAUGAUCAAUUAGUUGAGAAGUUGAAUUACGCAAUUGAAGAGACUGACGGAUUCGGGCAGGAAUAAUAAACUGUGCGACUGAAUAAAGGGGGGCUGUACCUGAUUUGGAUAUAAUCGAAAUUGCUGAAUUUCUUUGGGCCUAAGAUACUUAAUUUGCCCUUCAAUAAAUAUAUAUAUAUAGAGAAAGAGAUCAUUAAUUUAAUAAAAAUUUACAGUUUUCUUUCAAUUAUUUUUGUUUGUAAUUUAUAUUAGUCAAUAAUGUUUAUGUUGCGUGCAAUUUUUGCUUAUGAUAUUUGUGAUAGUUUAGUUUUAUUAUGUAUUAUUCAUUCUGUUUUGGCCCACGUAAAUUGAAUCAGCUGAAAUCGUGUAAAUAAUGCGGAGUAUUGAUAGUUUGUAAAUAUUGUCUGUCACGAACCGAUUUUUAAAAUAAUAAUAAUAUAUACACUGGUUUUUUUACAUUCCAUACUAUUUAAAAUUUGUAUUUUGAGUUUACAUUUUGUCUUUAAACUGCAUAUUCUCUCCUAAUGAUGUAUUUUUCUUCUUUUUUUCUUUCUUUUCUUUUUGUUUGUUUAUUUAUUGAAUAGCAAAACACCAAAGCGAAAUUUUUCAUUUGUAUUUAUAUGUUAAUAAUAAACGCUAGUAUGGGCUAACUGUAUAAAGUUUAUGAUGCUUAGUGUAGUGUAGUAAAUAUAGAUUUCAAAAUUGAAUAAUUUAUAACGUUUAUCUAAUGUUAUUUUCAAUCAUGUAUA
This is a messenger RNA of Nicrophorus vespilloides, 3379 nucleotides long. RefSeq names its product E3 ubiquitin-protein ligase Su(dx) (gene Su(dx)). Gene Ontology annotation, biological process: ubiquitin-dependent protein catabolic process. The record is from RefSeq and is a predicted model, not a curated record. The transcript has 8 exons. The coding region runs from base 201 to 2696 and encodes 831 amino acids. Gene Ontology annotation, molecular function: ubiquitin protein ligase activity; protein binding. Lineage: Eukaryota; Metazoa; Arthropoda; Insecta; Coleoptera; Silphidae.